UUUGGUGUGUUGCCGUGGCAACACAUCCACCUCCUGAGUCCUGAAGCAGCUGCUCGCAGAUCGCAUUUAAUUAUAAAAAAUCUCAAGCGGACCAACAUUUUGCAGCUCAGGUCGCACUCAUGGCCCAUUACAGAUCCUCAGAAUCAAAGAGAGAGCAGUUUAGAAGAUAUCUUGAAAAAUCUGGAGUCCUUGACACGAUCACGAGCAUUUUAGUGGCUCUUUAUGAAGAACCAGAUAAACCUGACAAUGCCUUGGAUUUCAUUAAGCUCCACCUCGGGGCAGCUGGCCCAGAACCGGCAGAUGCUGAGUCUCUUCGCACAGAACUGGUUGAGCUGCAACAGAAAUGUAAUCUGCUCAUGGAGGAGAACAAAGAGCUGAAAAACAGGCUGGCACAGUUUGAACCGCCGCACGAGGAUGGAGCAGUGCAGUAGGAGCAAGGGUGUUUUCAUAUUGCUCUCUGGGGAGAAAACACUUUUUUUUUCUUUUUUUUUUUUUUAGUAGACUAAAAGUUUAUUUUAGAAGAUGUACAGUGGAGCCUUAAAUCACUGCUAGUUUUUGUUAUAUAACUAUGAUUUUUUUUUGUUAUAAAUAAAAACGUUUCCCAAGCAAG
Molecule: messenger RNA, 610 nt
Organism: Thalassophryne amazonica
Lineage: Eukaryota; Metazoa; Chordata; Actinopteri; Batrachoidiformes; Batrachoididae
Gene: mycbp
Product: MYC binding protein
Exons: 5
Coding region: 120-431 (103 amino acids)
Biological process (GO): regulation of DNA-templated transcription
Cellular component (GO): nucleus
Molecular function (GO): transcription coactivator activity
Source: RefSeq, a predicted model, not a curated record